GCCCGCCCUCCGCAGGCGCCAACAGCGGCAUCGGGAAGAUGACGGCGCUGGAGCUGGCGCGCCGAGGAGCGCGCGUGGUGCUGGCCUGCCGGAGCCGGGAGCGCGGUGAGGCUGCCGCCUUCGACCUCCGCCAGGAGAGUGGGAACAAUGAAGUCAUCUUCAUGGCCUUGGACUUGGCCAAUCUGGCCUCCGUGCGGGCCUUUGCUACUGCCUUCCUGAGCUCUGAGCCACGGCUGGACAUCCUGAUCCACAAUGCCGGGAUCAGUUCCUGUGGCCGGACCCGGGAGCCCUUUAACCUGCUGCUGCGAGUGAACCACAUCGGCCCCUUCCUGCUGACACAUCUGCUGCUGCCCCGGCUGAAGACAUGCGCCCCUAGCCGUGUGGUGGUGGUAUCCUCAGCCGCCCACCGGCGAGGGCGCCUCGACUUCACACGCUUGGACCGCCCAGUGGUGGGCUGGCGGCAGGAGCUCAGGGCAUAUGCUGACAGUAAGCUGGCCAAUGUAUUGUUUGCCAGGGAGCUCGCCAAUCAGCUUGAGGGCACUGGCGUCACCUGCUACGCAGCCCACCCAGGGCCGGUGAACUCAGAGCUGUUCCUGCGCCAUGUUCCUGGAUGGCUGCACCCACUUUUGCGCCCACUGGCUUGGCUGGUGCUCCGGACACCAGGAGGGGGUGCCCAGACGCCCCUGUACUGCGCUCUACAGGAGGGCAUUGAGCCCCUCAGUGGAAGAUACUUUGCCAACUGCCAUGUGGAGGAGGUGCCUCCACCUGCCAGAGAUGACCGUGCAGCUCACCGGCUGUGGGAGGCCAGCAAAAGGCUGGCAGGGCUUGGACUGGGGGAGGAUGCUGAAUCUGAUGAAGACCCAGGGACCCCAUCUUCUCUGAGGAGUCCCCACCCUGAGAAGCCCACAGUUUCUGAACCCUACCCCAGCCCUCAGAGCUCACCAGACUUGUCUAAGGUCACACACCGAGUUUGGGUUAAAGCUGAACCUGAGCUACAAGCCUCCUAACCCCCCGGGGCUGGGAUGCUUGCUAUGGGACUUGGUGGCCCUUGAAAACCUUAGCAGUGUGCCAGUCCUUGGGCUGGCCAUUGAGGAGUUUGCAAUUUUUACCUCCAUGGUUACUUUCUGGGGCUUCAAGGUAUGACCUGGACAGCUCUUUUUCUAGUGGAAAGGAGGAAAUAAUGGGCGGUUAUUUCUUUCUGAGGAUCACAGUAAGCCAAGUUUGAGAGGCUGGGUGUGUGUGUGUGUACGCAUGCGUGUAAUAUGCCAGACACUGCUCAGGAAUUUGAAUUUAUUUCCAGGCCCCACCCUCAGUGAUGCUGAUCAGCCCUGGAUAAGGGCCCGGGAAUUUGUAAUUUGAUGUACUACCAAUACUGAGAAUUACCGAACUGAACCCUUUGUAACCGUGUAGCCAGAUAGUUCAGUUAUCCCCGUUUUUCAGAAACAGAGUUAGGCAGCAGAGGUAAGGGACUCGCCCAAGGUCUCACAGCUAGUGAGAGUAGGGACUAACGUCUGAACCCAGGCAGCCUGGCUCCAGGGCCGGCUGCUGUAAGGUGGCUGCUGAGGGUUGAGGCAGGGCAGGGCUGUUGUUAUCCAGGCUCCCCGUGGGAGUAGAGGGACGCCUUCCCGGUGCUUUAGGGCUGGGCCCCCGCGACCCCGACCCGCGUGGUAAUAAAGCGCGUAGACUACCGAUGCUCCA
Molecule: messenger RNA, 1698 nt
Organism: Miniopterus natalensis
Lineage: Eukaryota; Metazoa; Chordata; Mammalia; Chiroptera; Miniopteridae
Source: RefSeq, a predicted model, not a curated record